AUGAAGAUCAGCGCGCUACUCACCUCUGCGGGCAUCAACAUUGGCCUCUGUGUCCUCUUCCUGUCGCUCUACUCUGUUCUCAGAAAGCAGCCAGCCAAUGUCAGGGUCUACUUCGGCCGCAGGAUCGCUGAGGAGCAUGAUCGGCUCCGAGGGGCUUUUAUCUUGGAGAGAUUUGUUCCAUCUACUGGAUGGAUAGUCAAAGCCCUGCAGUGUACUGAGGAAGAGAUCCUGGCUGCUGCUGGCUUGGAUGCUGUUGCUUUCAAUAGAAUUCUAGUAUUCAGGCUCUGGGUCCAUUGUGUAACCCUGUACAUAAUUUCUGGAGUAGCUUGCAUUCUGCUAUACAUUGAGUACAAGCACAUUGCCAGGUUGAGGCUCCUUCAUCUUACAAGUGCAACACCAAAACCAAGCCAUUUUACAGUUCUUGUUCGGGGAAUACCAAAGGCAGAUAAAGAAUCAUGCAGUGAUGUUGUUGAUGGUUUCUUCACAAAGUAUCACUCAUCUAGUUAUCUCUUCCAUCAAGUAGUUUACAAAGCUGGGAAAGUUCAGAAGAUAAUGACUGGCGCAAAAAAGGCAUAUAAGAAGUUCAAACAUUUCACAGAUGAAACAGUCGAUCAGGGAUGCAGAACAAUUACCUACCGCUGUUGUCUGUGUGGAGCCUCUUCAAAUUCUUUCAAGUUAUUGAACACUGAAUGUGAGCAGAACAGGGGGAAAGCUGACAAUAAAUCCAUCUUGGACUUAGAUGAUGAGGAAUGCACAGCUGCUUUUGUAUUUUCAAAACUCGGGCUAUCUCAGCUAGAGCAGCUGCAGCAGAGGCUUCCUUUCCUAAGAGGAAUAUUGAAGAAGAAAUACUACAUGACUCAGCUAGUAACUGGAUACCUUCCCAGUGUCAUACUGCAAAUCUUUCUGUACACUGUUGCUCCAAUUAUGAUGCUAUUUUCUACAUUGGAGGGUCCUACAUCACACAGUGAAAGGAAGAGAAGUGCUUGCUGUAAAGUGCUGAUCUUCACAGUUUGGAACAUAUUCUUUGCUAAUGUAUUAUCUGGUACUGUCAUAAGUCAAUUGAACGUGUUAUCAAGCCCAAAGGACAUACCUGUCCAGCUUGCUAAAGCUGUACCUGGACAGGCCACCUUCUUCAUCACCUAUGUCCUGACCUCAGGAUGGGCUAGUUUGUCAUCUGAAGUUAUGCAGCUCUUUGGUCUGAUAUGGAACUUUAUAAGGAAAUAUGUUCUGAGAAUGAGAGAAGAUACAGAAUUCGUUCCCUCAUUUCCCUACCACACAGAAGUACCAAAAGUUCUGUUGUUUGGACUAUUGGGAUUCACAUUGUCUGUGCUGGCUCCUCUGAUCUUACCUUUUCUGCUGGUGUACUUUUGCCUUGGUUAUGUUGUCUACCGCAAUCAGUUGCUCAAUGUGUAUCGAACAAGGUACGACACAGGUGGUUUGUAUUGGCCAAUUGCAUGCAGCACAGUCAUAUUCUCUCUUGUGCUCACCCAGAUCAUCUGCCUUGGUGUAUUUGGACUCAAAGAAUCGCCAGUAGCUGCAGGCUUCACCAUACCUCUUAUCAUCCUUACUCUUUUAUUUAACCAGUACUGCAGAAACCGACUUCUUCCAUUAUUCAAGACUUUUCCAGCACAGGAUUUAAUCGACAUGGACAGGGAAGAUGAACGGUCAGGAAGAAUAGAUGAAAUUCACCAUGGACUUCAUUCUGCUUAUUGCCAGUUCCCUGACACCGUAGAUGUACCCUUGGAGAAAAUUGAAAUUGUUGGCGGGGAUGAGGAGCAAGGUUCUACCUCGGGUGAGUCCAGUGGCAAAGAAACCUGCGAGGAUCCCAAGAAGGACCUGUCUCACCCAACACUAAAAGGACUCCCUGUUAACCGUCUCCGGCAUGCUGUGAGGUCGGUUACUUUCCUGAUCAGAUUGCAGAAAAGAGGUUUAUCAGAACAGAAAAUCGGAUAG
Messenger RNA from Miscanthus lutarioriparius, 1953 nucleotides. The record is from the annotation of a GenBank genome assembly. Lineage: Eukaryota; Viridiplantae; Streptophyta; Magnoliopsida; Poales; Poaceae.